Molecule: messenger RNA, 816 nt
Organism: Rodentolepis nana
Lineage: Eukaryota; Metazoa; Platyhelminthes; Cestoda; Cyclophyllidea; Hymenolepididae
Source: the annotation of a GenBank genome assembly
AUGCCUGCUCAAUCAAGUCUUGAAGGAGUCAUUGCAGCCAAGGAAAAUGCUAAAAAUAAUUCUAAUGAUUCACAAAAAUCCAAUACGUUUUUGGGUCUUGAUUGGAAUAACCUCAAAAACAAUGAAAAUGGUGAUAAAGUUCAUUUUCCUAUGCCUGAAAAUGGUGCUACCCUUUUUAACACUAUGGGAAUAGCUAUACCAGGUAAUAAAACGCCCGAACCCAGAGAUCCCAUCCCAGUAAAUCAGGAGGUUCGCGAAUUGAUUAUUAAAAGCAAGUGCAAUUUUGGAAUGACUCUUCGAAAUUUUGAAAAUGGAAUAUUUGUUUCGCAUGUGAGGGCAGGCACCCCUGCCGCUAAAGUUGGACUUCGAUUUGGUGAUCAAAUCUUAAGAAUUGGUGAUAAGAAUGUUGCUGGAAUGAAGGGAAAGGAUGCUUAUGAAUAUGCGUUAAGUUUGAAAUUACGUGCAGUUUCAUUUAUAAUUCGUGACAGACCACUGGAACGCGUUGUUGAUCUGACGAGAAAUGAUCAGGGACAAGUGGGCAUGUUUAUUGUUAAAGGAGGAGUCGUCGAAAUUCUUAAUGAAAGCAGUGCAGAAAAUAAUGGAGUCAUCAAAAGAAGUCAAAUUUGUGAAAUUAAUGGAAUAAACGUCAUUGGCUUUCCUGAUGAAAAAAUUGCUGAAGUGAUCAAGGCUGCUGAAAAUGACUUAAUUCGAGUCACGAUCAUUCCUCAAGAUUUCUACCGGCAUCUCACAAAGCGAUUGACAAAAGAUGUGCUGACAACUUUUAAUCGACUGGCUCCGGUACCUCUAGAUCCAUAA